This is a messenger RNA of Neoarthrinium moseri, 780 nucleotides long. RefSeq lists its product as uncharacterized. The transcript has a single exon. Bases 1 to 780 code for a protein of 259 amino acids. Lineage: Eukaryota; Fungi; Ascomycota; Sordariomycetes; Amphisphaeriales; Apiosporaceae. The record is from RefSeq and is a predicted model, not a curated record.
AUGAGCAAAUACUCGAUACAGACGAGCCAGUCUCGCGCGCUAUUAUUCAUGACGAGCCGAGUAUUCGUUUUCCUGUGCCUGAUAAUCAUACUUGUGAACGUGUGUACCUUUGAAACCUUCGAGCGCAUAGUGCCGACGCACACCAAGGCCCUCGUGGUAGCUUCCAGCUCCGCGACGGAGAAGGACGCCGCCUGGCUCGCGCGCGUGCCGCUCGACUGGUCCAUCUACCACUACCUGACGGACAAGCCUAAAACCCCCACGCUGUCCGUGCCGGUCAACCGGGGGAACGAGGCCAUGGUAUACCUGACAUAUAUCAUCGACCACUACGAGACACUCCCCGACGUCGUCUUCUUCCAUCACGACCACUAUCAGGCGUGGCACCAGCCGUUCGACGCUAUCUUCGAGGUUAGCAACCUGCGGGCUUCAUACGUCCUGGAGAAGGGAUAUGUGUCACCGCGAUGUCUAUCUGGUUGCGAGAAUAUCAUACAGCUGGCCGACGACGCAGUGGACAUCGUUGAUAUACACCUAGUGCCACGGGACAUGCAGCUCCGGACAUUUCUGACCGAGUUCUCCAACGACACUGCUUCAAUUCCGGACAAGAUUGCCGCGCCGUGCUGCGCACAGUUUGCAGCGAGUCGAGAUGCCAUUCGGCAGCGCAGCUUGCUGUGGUGGAAUCGGAUGCGGCAGUGGCUCAUAGACACGUCCCUGACGAGCUACAACAGCGGGAGACUGCUCGAGUAUACCUGGCACAUCUGGCUUGGGGAACAGGCGCAGUUGUAA